AUGGUAGCCAUUGCUGUUGGAAUUUACUCAAAAGAAGGCAGGAUCACUAAUCUUGCUGAACAGGAUGACGAAAUGACUCCUUUAGAGAUAAAACUAAAAAUCCUUGCUGAUAAAAUUUUAUGGAUAGGAUUGAUGGCAGGGUGCUUUGUGAUUGUGAUAUUAUGACUGAGGUUCUUUAUCGAGCUGGGAACUGGAAAUAAUGAAUGAAAUGCUGAUGAUUAUAGAGCUAGCGACUUAAUUUAUGCUAUAAUUGUUGGAAUCAGCGUUAUUGCUGUAGCUAUUCCAGAAGGCUUACCGUUGGCUGUUGCUAUAUCGCUGGCUUAUUCUGUAAGAAAAAUGCAAAAAGAACAAAUCUUAGUAAAAAGACUUUAUGCCUGCGAAACUAUGGGAGGAGCAGACUGCAUUUGCUUAGAUAAAACUGGAAUUUUAACGAAAAUUUAA
Messenger RNA from Blepharisma stoltei, 441 nucleotides. The record is from the annotation of a GenBank genome assembly. Lineage: Eukaryota; Ciliophora; Heterotrichea; Heterotrichida; Blepharismidae.